This is a messenger RNA of Triticum aestivum (bread wheat), 1550 nucleotides long. Its product is annotated as auxin-responsive protein IAA6. Gene Ontology annotation, cellular component: nucleus. The record is from RefSeq and is a predicted model, not a curated record. Gene Ontology annotation, biological process: regulation of DNA-templated transcription. The transcript is spliced from 7 exons. NCBI's taxonomy places the organism in Eukaryota, Viridiplantae, Streptophyta, Magnoliopsida, Poales, Poaceae. The coding region runs from base 220 to 1251 and encodes 343 amino acids.
UUUCGUGACCCCCCCCCCCCCCCCCCCCCUCUCUCUCUCUCUCUCUCUCUCUAUCCCUAGGUAGCUAUCCGCCUCCACUUGGCCAUUUCCCACAUCCUGCUUCCGGAGCUCACCAUCAUCGUCCCUUGCUGGCCUCAACUGCUCUUCUCACUCCAUCUCCUGCUGGUGUAGCAUUUGGAGUCUCGGAGACCUUGAAUUGGCUCGCCAAGAACAAGUCCUAUGGAAGAAAGCUCCAUGAAAAGAGAAGCCAUGCCCCGACUCCUGGAUCUCAUCCCAGACGAGAAAGAAUGGAGUCUGAGAGGAGGAGCACCAGGGCAGGCAAGAUCGAAAAACACAGGCUUCGGGAGCGAAGAGGACGAGAAACUGGAGCUGAAGCUUGGCCUUCCAGGCCUCGUAGAGGAGGAGCCAGCGGCCAGCUCAAGGGAGAACAACAGGGUGCAUCAGGAGAGCCCGGCCCUCUCCCUCGGGUACCCCCCUAGACACUCCACGACCAUCACCACGACCACCACCGGAGCAAAGAGGGGAUUCCUGGACACGGUUGAGGCCAAAGCACAAGGUUAUGAGAAGGAGCAGAAGCAGCAGGCGAGGGCAGCAGCAUGUGGGAAGGAACUGGCAGUGGAGGAAAAUACAGCUACCGUCGGUGAGAGGAAGAAAGGGUGCUGUCCCCCACCACCACCACCACAUGCCCCUCCUGCUACACCUGCGCGCAACAUCGGCAACAGACCGCAGGCGCGGGGAAGAGGGGCUGCAGCUCCAGUGGUCGGCUGGCCUCCAAUCCGGUCAUUCAGGAGAAACCUUGCAAGCACUAGUGCAUCCAAACAGCCCCCUGAACCGCAAAUCGGUGAAGCCAAUGCCAAGGCCGUUCUUGACUGCAAGAAAAGCCCUCUUGUAAAAAUCAACAUGGAUGGGAUCCCCAUUGGAAGGAAAGUUGAUCUUGCAGCAUGUGACAGCUACGAGAGACUUUCAUUGGCUGUCAAAGAUCUCUUCCACGGGUUUCUUCAAGUGCAAAGGGACCCGUCUAAGGUUGAACGUACACAGCAAGGAGCAGAUGAAAAUAUAUUUUCGCGGUUGCUAGACGGGUCCGGUGAAUAUACUCUAGUUUACGAAGACAGUGAAGGAGACAGGAUGCUGGUUGGGGAUGUCCCUUGGAAUGUGUUUGUCUCGACCGCUAAAAGGCUGAGGGUUCUGAGAAGCUCAGAGCUUUCCCAUGGUCUGAUUGGAGCUACUCCUGAGAGAACAGCACAUGGCUGAAAUGGUGACACCUUUUCAACCAUUUGAAAUGUUGCUCACUGAAGCCGGAAACUAAAUGAACUCCUAACAAGCAGGGGAAUGUCUCCUUUGUUACUGGUCGGGAGGACCUAAAUCCUGUGGUCAGUUCGGAGAUCGUUGUCCUUUUUGAGGAUUAGUAGUUCAGUACCCUUUUUUUUUGCUUGUAGUGAGAUGAAUUAGCAUACCGCAGAUGCAUGGAGAUAUCCUGCCUAUUUUGUAAAUUAGGCUACCUUGUAUUUAACGCUAUAGUUCUUGAUUCAGUUACACAGAUUCGGUGCCUA